GUUUAUCUAUGAGUCAAUCAUUAUUCCACGUGCUUCACUGCUUUAAACGACUACAUUCUGCCACGUGCUACCCAAGCUCAUUCACCUACUGUAUCUACAGUUGUUGAGUAAUUUUCCAAAAAUGUCUGGAGAUAGUUUCCUACCCUUACAAGAGGAAUUUGCAACAGUUGCGAUCCACGAAGCUCAAGAACCGGAACAAUGGUCUUGCAUGGAGGUCGUUACCCCAAUCUCAACAUCCACGACAUUCAAACAGAAAGGUCCUGCCGAUUUCAAGAAAUACGAAUACGGUAGAAGUGGAAAUCCCACCAGAGACGUUUUGGAGAAGGUUAUCGCAAAACUGGAAAAUGGCAAAUAUGGAUUUUGUUUCAGUUCCGGUUUGGGGGCGAACACUACACUGCUUGGAUUACUGAAAUCUGGAGAUCACAUACUUUGUAUCAACGAUGUUUAUGGCGGAACUAAUAGGUUGUUCACCAAAGUUGCUAGUAGGUUCGGAAUAGAAACAAGCUUUACUGAGAUAGAAGCAGACAGUUUCGAGAAGAAUCUGAGGAAAAAUACCAAAAUGAUAUGGAUUGAAACGCCUACUAAUCCUACCCUGCAGGUAUGUGAUAUACGAAGAGUGGCGGACAUCUCCAAAAAAAAUAAUGUAAUUCUAGUAGUUGAUAAUACGUUCUUAACACCAUAUUUUCAAAAACCUUUGAUGUUGGGAGCAGAUAUUGUAGUACAUUCACUUACUAAAUACAUGAAUGGCCAUUCUGACGUCGUCAUGGGAGCGGCUGUAUCUAGCAAUGAAGAGUUAGCUAAGGAAAUAAAAUUCCUCCAAAAUGCCAUGGGUACCGUGCCAUCUCCUUUCGACUGUUAUCAGGUGUUACGAAGCUUGAAGACACUUGCCUUGAGAAUGAAACAACAUUCUGAGAGUUCUCUUCAUAUAGCGAAGUAUUUGGAAGGUCAUCCAAAAAUUGAAAGUGUGAUACACCCUGGUUUGCCUAGCCAUCCCCAGUAUGAAUUGACUAAACGUCAAACUAGUGGACAUAGUGGAAUGCUUUCUUUUUAUAUAAAGGGUGACCUAGAUUCCUCGAAAAAAUUUCUACAAUCUCUUAGGAUAUUCACCCUAGCUGAGAGUUUAGGAGGUUAUGAAAGUUUGGCUGAAUUACCAGUUCUUAUGACCCAUUCUUCAGUACCGGCAGAGCAGAGGGCAAUAUUGAGAAUCACAGAUAAUUUGAUAAGGCUGUCUGUUGGUUUGGAGGAUGUAGGAAGUCUUGUGGGUGAUUUGGAACAAGCAUUAGCUGCUAUAUAAAUAUGUAUGAACGUAUUUUUGAAUCAAGAAAAACUCAUCAUCCAAUAUGAAGAGAGUUUAAACGAUUUUCAUGAAACUUCAAUAUAUUUUAUUACAUCCGCAAGAAAUGGUGUAUCAACACUAUUCAAUUACCAUCUUCUGAUUUUGAAGGCAACAGGGCAUUAGUCAGAGAUUUCUGCGAGAGACACAAUGAAACCAAGUCGGAAGAUUGUUCUUGUUACGAUAACCCGAAGCAUUACAACAAGAAGUCAAAGUUUUCCUUCAUUUUGGUCUACAUAUAUUCCGACUUCACCUUGCUGACUUUGCACAAUGUGGUCGAUAUUUCCAAAAUAAGCCAAUCAAGCAAGAAGAAGAAGAGUGCAAAGGCCACGUCACAGAACACUGAGGGACAAUGAUCAGCGUAUAAAGAAAAUUCUAGUUUUUUGAUUUUCUGGUUUGUUUGAACUUUGAAAUCUAUAGAUUUGUAAAAACGUUAAUUUUGUUUAAUAGGUAUGAAUAAAAUAAACUCAAAACCUGA
Molecule: messenger RNA, 1811 nt
Organism: Coccinella septempunctata (seven-spotted ladybird)
Lineage: Eukaryota; Metazoa; Arthropoda; Insecta; Coleoptera; Coccinellidae
Product: putative cystathionine gamma-lyase 2
Exons: 2
Coding region: 122-1294 (390 amino acids)
Biological process (GO): transsulfuration
Cellular component (GO): cytoplasm
Molecular function (GO): cystathionine gamma-lyase activity; pyridoxal phosphate binding
Source: RefSeq, a predicted model, not a curated record